Molecule: messenger RNA, 3398 nt
Organism: Haliotis rufescens (red abalone)
Lineage: Eukaryota; Metazoa; Mollusca; Gastropoda; Lepetellida; Haliotidae
Product: amidase-like
Exons: 11
Coding region: 75-1622 (515 amino acids)
Molecular function (GO): catalytic activity
Source: RefSeq, a predicted model, not a curated record
AUACCAGAUGAAGACUGGCAAGCAGUCUAUGGUCAGAGAGAGCGACCUUGACAUUGGGUUCGAUAUUUACAGCGAUGGCAGAAGCAAAAGAUCAGCUCUACGAUGCCCCUGUGGUUUCAUGUCCAUCUGUGGAGGAGUUGACCAAAAUAUCGGAGGAGAUGAGACUAAAAUGCUCAGCAGAAGAUAUUGAAACUAUACUAGGUCAGUUCAAGUCCACAGUGCCUGCGUUCCAGCGUGUAUCCCAUCUUCAGCAGCCUUCACUUCCAGUCAAGUAUCCUCGCACCCCGGGGUACCAACCCGCAAAGGAUGACAACCCUUUCAAUGCAUGGUACUGGCGAUGUGACAUCAAGGGUGCUGAGAAAGGUAAACUGGCUGGUAAAAAGAUCGGAAUCAAGGACAACAUUGCGGUGGCUGGGGUUCCUAUGAUGAAUGGAAGUAGGAUUCUGGAAGGAUACACACCUGAGUAUGAUGCCACUGUGGUCACCAGGAUUCUGGAUGCAGGUGGGCAUAUUUUGGGAAAGACGAACUGCGAGCACCUGUCUUUAAGUGGAGGAAGUUUUACCUGCGACAAUGGUCCUGUGAGAAAUCCCCAUGAUGAGACGAGGAACACAGGGGGCUCCAGCUCUGGCAGUGGAGCCCUGGUUGCAGCAGGUCAGCUGGACAUGGCUCUAGGGGGAGACCAGGGAGGCUCUAUCAGGAUCCCAGCCAGCUGGUGUGGCAUUGUGGGACUGAAGCCGACACAUGGACUGGUUCCUUACACUGGGGCCAUGCCCAUUGAAAUCACCAUGGACCAUCUUGGACCAAUGACCAAAACAGUGUUUGAUUGUGCCUUGAUGCUGGAGGUGCUUGCUGGUUAUGACGAUGGCCGGGACCCAAGACAACUGCCCCAUAUAACUGUUCCAGAAUACACAAAAGAGCUUGAGUCUGGCAUCUCCGGCAAGAAGAUCGGCGUGUUGAAGGAAGGGUUUGACGUGUGUACGGAGCCUGACGUGGUGGAGAUAGUGAGGAGAGAAGUGGAUAGACUGAAGAAAGCAGGGGCGGAGGUGGAGGAAGUAUCACUGCCCACUCACUUGGAUGGUCCUGCCAUCUGGAAUGCAGUCAUCCUUCAAGGGGCCUACAACUGUAUGGUAAAAGGGAAUGGAAAUGGACUCUUCUGGAAAGGGUUUUAUGGAGUUUCCCUCCAAGAGGCGGUGUCGAGAGGCUUGUACACGAGGCCCCAGGACAUGUCCGGAAUUCUGAAGUCGUUCUGUCUGAUGGCUGAGUACAUGGACAGAAAGUACGAGAACAAGUUCUACGCCCAGGGACAGAACCUCACCAUGAUGCUGACCAGAGCUUAUGACAGUGUUCUGGCAAAGUAUGAUGUUCUGGUGAUGCCAACACUGCCCUAUAAGGCAUCGAAGAUUCCGUCAUCUGAUUCUACACUGAAAGAGCAGCUGGAGGUGGGACUCACAAUGAUCACAAACACCUGCCCUUUCGACAGCACCGGUCAUCCCGCACUCUCCAUCAACGCCGGCUUCAGCGAGGGGCUCCCCAUUGGGAUGAUGAUUGUGGGCCGUCACUAUGACGAGACGACCAUUCUCAAGGUUGCCCGCGCCUAUGAGAAAAUUCGAGACACAAAAUGAGGUCGUGCCGUGAAAAAUGAGAUGAGAUCAUGAAAACGUGAUGUUGAUCAAGUGGUAAAUUUUGGAAUCUCAUCUCUUCACUUAUAGUAGAUAAUUGGAACCAAAUUAUGAUACGUAUCUCACUGAAAUGUUACUUCAUCAGAAAAUAAUGGCAAAAGGUUAUCAGGCUAAUAGUGUCAAGUUUUUCGCACAGCCUGCAUAUAAUAGGUAUUUGUGUUGUUUCCCCCGAACUCAGUGUGUCUACGUCUCUAUGCUGUCAGGCGUAAGGUGUGUGAAGUUUCAUUGUGGAGAAGGUCCACAAUGUCUCCUCAACACCCCUCCUCGAUAACCCUCAGGAAACUUUGAACUUGCCUUCGAAUAGACUACACAAGACUACAGUUUGACAAGACUACAGUAGAAUAGAGUUUGACUUGAGUAGGCUUUGACUAGACUAGCCUUAUAACAUUGGUAUUGUACUUAUCCUGAUAAUGGGAUUGAGAAAUGGUAGAAUGUAGGGCUGUGACGAGUCCAAAUUUUCUACCCGGGUACCAACACCCCUAUUACCCGACCUUACCCGCUGUUGGUGUCAAGAGAUAGGUACCAAAUGUCCGAUUAGGAAUAGUUUGACAGUGGCACUGGCAGAAUGUAUCUAGAUACACGUAUAAAACAGUGUGGUCAUGCUUACACUGAAGUUGACUGAUGUUUUAGCUUUGUUCAAACAUAUAUAAGACAGAAGGAACGUGUUCAUAGUCAUGAAGAAAUGCGAACAUUAGAGACUUGAAAUCCUGUGGUUGUUUACCCUGUCCCAUUAGUCAUUCACUGGCUUCCAAUCAUCUUAAUCAGCUCUCUGUGUCCAUCUAUCAGUUUACUGUAUAAACAUUGAUGUUAGUAAGUAUAUAUACCUAUGUUGUCAAGUACUAUCCAUCACUUGCUUGAUAAAGGUUUUAGGAUCGCACCAAUUGUAAUAAAGAAGUUGUUCAUCCAUAGAACUUGUCUUUCUUUAGACUUGAAAUUGUCGUGUAACCAUGUAGAUAUUGUGAGAUUGUGGCAGAACUGUCUUGUCUUUAGUGGGUUGUGUACUGGUCUUUGUAUCCCUGCUGAGUGUUACCUUUUAGCUCACCUGAAGUGAACUUAUGUCACGGCCUGCAUGUCAUGCAUUCUUUCCCGUCUGCAUCAGAGUUUGUAGUCAUCUUCUCCUCUCCCAAGAAUCACAGAUGCUGAAACUUGACACACUGUUUCAAACCAAUGAUGGAACCUGAAUAUUUUCACAAGGUUUCAAUCUGUUUUCCAAAAUGCCUGCCAUGGCCAGAAAGCAUACACAGGAUCAGAGUUAAAACUUCAUUUAUGUAAAUUUAUACAAUGUUACGUAUCAUGUUCAUUGUUGAUGAUUGAGAAAUGUUGACAUGUGAUAUUUUUUACAUAUUUGUCAAUACUUUCAUCCUCAAUAUUAUACGGAAAACGCUGACAGCACACAUUCUUAUAUGGCUGUCUUUGUUGACAUUUUAAACUGUUUACAAGUUAACCAGGAGAGCUACAGUACCUUGGCACUACAUACAUUUUUAUCAUAAUAUACCAAGUUUAAACAUUAGUUUAAGAUUAGAGAUUUCAUGUAUAGAUAUAGUCAGAAUCGUCCAGUGGAGUCUUCUUUGAGCAGAGAAUUGUUAUGAUUGUGAUUUCUUAUGAUUAUGGGGGGCAGUUGGUUAGCCUUGUGGUUAAAGCGUUUGCUUGUCACGCCGAACACCCAGGUUUGAUUCACCACGAGGGUACAAUGUGUGAAGCCCAUUUUCCUUUGUCCCU